AUGUCCGCCCGCAUCGUCGCACGGAGGCUCGCUGCCCCGGGACCUUCGCGUCUCGUGCGCUACUCGUCCACCGCCUCGGCCGCCGCUCCUGCCGCCUUUGAGCCUGCUCUCCCGGCCGGCGCCGAACCCGCGUACGACCUGGCCCUCGAGUACCUCAACCAGGACAACGCCGUCCUUCAGAAGCGUCUCGAGACCCUCCGCGCCAAGGCCGCUGCCUCGCCUUCUGAUGAGAUUGCACGCAGGAUAGCUCGUCUCGAGAUUGACGCGUUUGUCAACGACCCCGCUACACGUCGCCUCUUCCGCCAGACUGCUGGCAAGGGCCACAUGGGCCGUGCUGUCAUGCGUUCGCUCGCCGAGCGUGCUUGGCGCAAGGAGGGCGAGCUCGACCUCGUCAUGGAGCGUGUGAUGCAGCUUGGCGUGGUCCCGGACUUGAUUCCCGACCACAAGCCCAAGGCCGCUCUCCGCAUCUCGACUGCCGAGUCCCCCGUCGAGGCUGGCACCAUCCUUUCAUCGUCUGCCUUUGCCGCCCCUCCUACGACCACCGUCCAGCUCUUUGAGCACCCGGCUGAGGCCACUGCUGCCUCCCCUGCUCCCGAGGCCAAGUUUACUCUUCUUGUCAUCGACCCCGACAGCCCCAACCACGAGGCCCUCGCGUUUGCCCAGCGUGUCCACUACGCCAAGACUGACAUUCCCCUCUCGGUCCUCUCCGGCGAGACCAACCUCUUCUCUGCUGCCGGUAACGAGGUUCUCGGCUACGAGGCCCCCGCUCCGGCCCGUGGCUCGGGCAAGCACCGUUACGUCUUCCUCGUUGUCCGCCAGGGCGAGACCCCGGUUGCCGCCACCACCCGCGACAACUUUGACCUCCGCGCCUUCCUCACAGCUUCGAACUUGACCGCCGAGGAUGUCGUUGCCGUCACCCUCUUCCGCUCGCAGUGGACCGAGGCCGACAAUGCCCACAUUGACGCGACCUACCGCGAGCACCGCGGUAUUGCUGCUCCCGAGUACGCCAAGCCCCCCAAGGAGCUCAAGUACGGCUACCCCCUCAGCGCCAAGCAGCAGAAGGUCAACGACAUUCGUGACGCGGCUUGGGACCGCGUCGUGUCGGAGAUUGAGGCGUCGCAGCAGGGUCAGCUCCCUGCCGAGCCCCAGCAGCAGUAG
Apiotrichum porosum is the source of this 1158-nucleotide messenger RNA. RefSeq lists its product as uncharacterized. The transcript has a single exon. Lineage: Eukaryota; Fungi; Basidiomycota; Tremellomycetes; Trichosporonales; Trichosporonaceae. The record is from RefSeq and is a predicted model, not a curated record. Bases 1 to 1158 code for a protein of 385 amino acids.